Eruca vesicaria subsp. sativa (arugula) is the source of this 496-nucleotide messenger RNA. Lineage: Eukaryota; Viridiplantae; Streptophyta; Magnoliopsida; Brassicales; Brassicaceae. The record is from the annotation of a GenBank genome assembly.
CAAAAUCUUCAACAACAAGAAUCUUUCGUUUUUGAUAAGUGUGGAACGAAAAUAAUGUGUUACAAAAAGGUUCUCCCUCUUGUUAUUCAACCGCCAAAGUUACCGGCGGCGGAAGUGACGGUGGCGACGGAGGUGGUCGCCACCGGGAGUGUCCGUAACGAUGGCCUUGAAAAGAAGAAGUGUGUGUGUUCACCGUCGAAGCAUCCAAGAUCGUUCAAGUGUAGGUAUCAUCAUCAUGAAUAUCAAUGGCUUCCUUCUUCUUCUUCUUCUUCCCUCCAAAAAUGACAUAUCAAUAUGCAAUCUAUAAUUGAAAGCCUUUAGUAAAAAUAUGUAAUCUAUAACUAUAGUUCUAUAUUCAUGGUAUUUGUUAAUUUAACAAAGAAUAAAUCGUGCAUGUUGUGAUUUUUAUUUAUAAUCAAUAACCAUAGUUUAUAUUCAUGGCUAUUUGUAAAUUUAAUCAAAGUAUAAAUCGUGCAUGUUGUGAUAUUUUAUUAUA